AUGUCUCAAGGAGAGAUGGUCCCGCGCCGCGUCCAAUUCUCUAGCUGCGACGAGUGUCGCAGGGCGAGAGUCGGUUGUGAUGCGGGCAGGGCCCGCCGGAACCGAGAGGAUCAGCAGGAGCUCGUGUCCUGCACGAGGUGCCUCAAUCGCCAGCUCAAGUGUACAUUCGAGUGGAUGAAGCCGGGUACAAGCACUGCUGUAUCCAACCGCAAAAGCCAGAACGCAAAACCCAGGAGGAAACGGUCUAGGGGGUCCACGCGAGAAUCGACGGUUUGCGAAGAGAACAAAAGCGACACGGCUGGCGAAUCACUGCCCAGUUUCCUUCACCAACACGCAGAGAGCGCCGCAGGUGAACCAUUGGCAAGGUAUGCCCCAACACUUACAAAACCGGUCAGUGCUGUUGAACGCCAAUGGCUUCAUACCAUAUACGAGGGGGCGUUUGAAACCAUCUUUGGAUCUUGGAUGGGCCGCCACAGCAACCCUUUUGCUUUUGGAGAACAGAGCCUGGCGGACGUGGUUAGUAUACGACGCGUUUGCAGCGAACUCGACAGACACAUCGACGAAGAGGACGCUGUGGCCAACACAACAUCCGAAGCUGGAGCUUCACCAGAUCUUGCCAGGCACGAGAAAGAUACACAACUCAACCAAUUCCUUGACCAUGCCGUCCAGUCUUUCGCCGCUCGCUGGCUACCUCUGACGCAGCAACAUAGUUUGCCAGGGCUAUCCCAGGCAGACAUCGUUUGUCGUCUCUGGCGCCGUGCGCACACAGACAUGCUCAAAGUCAUAAACAGACCUUCUUAUCGAUCUAUAUUGACUCUGCUAUUGUUUGCCCUGACACCCAUCCCGGUGGGCAUAUCUGAAGAAGAAGAACUUGAAGGAGUAUCGGGACAAGUCUGCGUUCACGCAGCACUGCAGCAGAUUCAGACACUUCGUGCACGUCAAAAGAGCCUCCAAUUCAAUGGAACAAGAGUCAACCUCACCAACUCGAACCGACCCAUUGGAGCCAGUCCUGCCUCACUUGCCACCGCUAAUUUUAUUAUCGCCGAGAGUACUGCGUAUUGGGCAGCUCUGACAUUCGACACCUCUGCCUCUUUAACCUUGAAUUGCCGGCCAUUGCUUUCGUCUGGGCUUUUUGGAUUUGAGUCUGAGCCAUCCUGGCGUAUGGUGCAGACCUGUAUUGGUAUCUUCCGCGAAACAACGAGAGAUUGGAGUAAUCUUGAUGUCGACCUAACAGAUGAGAAAGCAAAUCAAGUCAUAGCGGCUGGGGCAGCAUGGAAGUUGCUGGUCUGGAAACUGACCGCCAAUCUGAAAGAAUCUCUGCGAGAUGGUCAUGAUGAGGCAGAGGUACUCAGGGCCUUCAGCUCCGUGUCCAACGCCAUCGAUCAAUUCAACAUCACGUACCGAGAGUUGCUCAUCGCGUGUCAGCGGCGGAUACAGUUCUUCAACCAAGAAACGAGACUUCGCUGGUAUGAACUCAUGCUGCACUAUAAUUUGGCGAUUUUGAUGGUCACUGAUAUUGCGACUGCAACACUACGGGAGGACUUACUCUCCCUUUUCUCAGCAAAGAGAGUCGAUGCAGAGACCUGGGUCAUGAAUUGCCUCGUCUUCGGGUUAAAUAACAAAUAUACCUUACGACUACAGUCUGAGCCAGCCGUAUCCGACACCGGAAUCGCCCCUAUUCAGUUGGCAAGCUUGACUGUCCCCUUAAUUGCGAUCGAUCCAUAUCCCCACCAUGUCGUUGCAGCGGUGAAGCUCAUGCAACACGCCAUUGAGAGAGACUUUGGAGCCGAAAAGAUUAGCGCCGAUGCUUACAAUAAUCUGCGUUGUACCCUGAAGCAAACCUUGGAGCAACUGCCGCAAGUCUCGAAAUCGGUUCAGACAACAAGAGCGGAGUUUGAGACAGCUGAAUUUCCACCCCAGCCACUGUCGCCUUACACUACUAAAUCGGUUGUGUGA
Molecule: messenger RNA, 1956 nt
Organism: Fonsecaea pedrosoi CBS 271.37
Lineage: Eukaryota; Fungi; Ascomycota; Eurotiomycetes; Chaetothyriales; Herpotrichiellaceae
Exons: 5
Coding region: 1-1956 (651 amino acids)
Biological process (GO): regulation of DNA-templated transcription
Molecular function (GO): zinc ion binding; DNA-binding transcription factor activity, RNA polymerase II-specific
Source: RefSeq, a predicted model, not a curated record